ACUUAAUCCAAGUUCGAACAAAGUUUGAAAUUUUGUUCUACCUUCAUAUAUAUUACACUUUCAUUUCAUCAUAUUUUUAGAGGUGCUAUAGAUAUCACAUUCAUCUAUUCCAAUAACUUUGGCAAUUUUUAUCUCCAAUACAAAUAAUUAGCAUUUCACAAACUCGAUUUAAGCGCACCCUAUCGAAAAUAAGAAACAGUCGUGAGUUAUGCCGUCGUUCGUCGUUCAAUGCCAUUUUGGUGAUUAUUGAUAUUCAUUUCAUUCAACUAAUGUUGAUCAGUCCUUGGAUUUCAGUGAAUAUUUUCAGUAUUAUUAGAUAAAACUCAUCUAGAGACACAUUUCAUUUACGGAAGUACGUGAAAUAACUGAAGUGAACUACAGUGUAUCUAGUGACCUGUGUAGUGAUCAUAUCAAGAUCUUGGAAAGCACUGAUUUGUACAAUGACAAAUUCAUAUCGGAAUCACCAAAUAAGAAACAAAACUAUCGUCAGAUAACUCGAUUAGUUAAUAUUAUUUUCUUAUAAGAUGAUCUGUACCGGUCCCAAAAGAUUUAUUCAUGGCGGCUGAUUCAAAUGUGGAUGUAUACAAAACAUCACCAAAAAGUAGAUGAAUGAAUGGAAAGAAAAACAUAAGGUGCCUAUGUAAAACAAAACACUGUUAGAUCACGUGAUGGAUCCAGUAUUGCAGAGAUUUGGAGAUGUUACCAUUCAGAGACUUGAAAAGCCAAAAGAACCCAAAGUGGGACCUCAAAAUGUCAGUAGUCCUUUGGAAACCCUUAAAGAGAAUAAAGAUGAAAUUUACAGUGAUAUGGAAGAUGAAAGUGAGGAUGAAAUGCCAGUUCCAAAUUUGAAAAGACCUUUUCCACCAUCAGAAGUUACAAUGAAAAAAUUUAAAUUCAAUUCUGGCGAAGUUAGGUUAGAAAAGAAAGGUGAAGAUUUGAAUCUUAAUUUUAGCGAAACAGAAAUAUCAGAUUAUGAUACUGAUUCAGAAUUGGAUGAAUCUGAAGGUGAAUUAAAUGAAUUGAAUACCAGUGAAGUAUUGAACACCAAGCCAGUUCCUAUAAACAAAGAUAACUCCCAGCAGUCCCAACUUCCAAGUUAUUCUGAAGAUGAGGCCAGCAGUAGCGCCUCAUUUUUUGAAAAACUAGUUGAGCAGGUGGAAGCUCCUUCGCAGAGUGUCCCUUCCACAUCUGCAGAAAGUGCUGCGGAAGAAGAAUAUGAUAUUGAUAUCAAGGAAAAAUUGAAAGAAAUGGGAGAAAUAAGUUUUGAAACUGUAAAGAAGGGAGAAAAACCUAAAAAGACUGAAGUGGCUGUUGAAAACGAGGUUGUAGUUACAUCAGCUAAAAAGAUAGGUGAUGUUGAAGAUAUACCUGGGCUGCCUAAGGGCAUUGCCCUCAGGCGAAACAUUCGGGAAGUUAUGGACGAAACAAAAUUGGAUGAGUCUACAUUGGCAGCUCAGAAGCUGGAAGCUGAGCGUUUGCGUAGGGUUCAAGAACAGCAGCGAAUCAAUCAAAAAAUUCUCAAAACUCAACAAGAAAGAAUGCAACACAAGGUGAUUUCAAUGUUGCAAGGAAAUCAAUUUUCGAAACCAGGUCCAUCAACACAAACGAGAAUAGGCAAUACUGUUCUAGUGAAAUUGCCAAAUGGACAAACCAAACCGAUGACACGUAUGCCGAAACGUCCGUUCGAAUUGCUAAGAAUGCCAAAAAAUGCUGGCCCGAGUCUACCUCCAAUGGGUGCACCGAGGAGUAACAGAAGUCUUUUAGUCACGAAAAAACCAGGAUACGGACCGAUACCUGCUCACUUACCUGGCGCUGAUUUGACACCUUCUGUUAGUAUAGCUCCUGUCACGAAGAAAUUCAUGCCGCCCAUCGCUCAUCGUCACAGCGAUAGUGACAGCGAGAACGAAGAUAGAAAAAUGCCUUUUUCACCACCUAUACACAGGCCUAAGGGUAAGCCUCCAGUUCCACCGACAAUCGACAUAUCAUCAGAUGAUGACUGUAUAGUCGUUUCUGAACCAGAGGGCGAUGAAGACGAACCAGACGAUGAUCCGGGCAACUCGGGAAUGCACACCAAUGACCAGUUCAAUCAACCCGACGAGAAAGGUCGAGUUUUAGUGAAUGUCGGCCAUCCUGACGGAGAACCUGAUGUGUUCGUCGCUCCUCAAAUUUCUAGAAUCAUAAAACCGCAUCAGAUAGGUGGAGUGAGGUUUUUGUACGACAACGUUGUAGAGAGUACCAGCCGGUUCGAGUCUUCUUCAGGUUUUGGCUGCAUACUCGCUCAUAGCAUGGGUCUUGGGAAGACCCUGCAGAUCGUUACUUUCUCCGACAUUUUCUUACGCCAUACUCCUGCCAGGACUAUCUUGUGCAUCAUGCCGAUAAAUACUUUGCAGAACUGGAUGGCAGAGUUCAACAUGUGGUUGCCGAAGGCAGAGGUUGCUGCGAACAGUCCUCUAAACGCAGAUGGUGAGGUUCGGCCUAGGAAUUUUGAAUUGCUCGUGUUGAAUGACAGCCAUAAAACACUUGUGGCCAGAGCAAAAGUGAUACAUGAAUGGAGGACGAAAGGAGGAGUAUUGCUGAUCGGAUACGAGCAAUUCCGCCUGUUGAGUUCGAGAAAGUUCCCCAAGUCUAGGAAGAAAACCAGUGAGAUGGAUCGUGCUGCCAAUGACGACAGGAAUAGAAUAUUAUUCGAUGAGGUUCACACUGCAUUGGUGAAACCCGGCCCAGAUCUAGUAAUCUGCGAUGAAGGCCAUAGAAUUAAAAACUCUCAUGCUUCAAUCUCUCAAGCUCUAAAACAAAUGGAGACUAAAAGAAGAGUUGUUCUAACUGGAUAUCCUCUCCAGAAUAACCUGAUGGAAUACUGGUGCAUGGUAGAUUUUGUAAGACCCAACUAUCUUGGUUCCAAGACGGAAUUCUGUAACAUGUUUGAGCGGCCCAUAAUGAACGGUCAAUGUAUAGACUCCACUGAAGCUGAUAUCAAACUUAUGCGGUACAGAGCUCAUGUUUUGCACUCGCUGCUGCUUGGGUUUGUGCAAAGAAGAUCUCAUCGUGUGUUGCAAACAGCCCUGCCUCAGAAGGAAGAGUAUGUCCUUCUGGUCAGGAUGACGCCUUUUCAGAGAACUCUCUAUGAAACGUUUAUGAAUGAGGUGGUCAGGAUCCAGGCUGUUCCAAACCCUCUGAAAGCUUUCGCUGUCUGCUGUAAGAUAUGGAAUCACCCGGAUGUGCUCUACAACUUUUUGAAGAAACGUGCCGGUGGAGAGGCAGUGGAUAUAGACCUGGAGGAAGUGGGAGGAGCUCCAGUGACCAAAGUGACGCCUGAGAAGCCAGAAAAGCCGGAAAAGUCUCCAGCCCGCGCUAAUACCAAACGAAAAGCUCCAGCCAAAGGAAAGAACGGCAAACCUGCAGCUUCUGUCACGCCAUACAACAGCUCCACUGAUCCUCCUGCGGCGAAUCUUCCACCACCUUCAAGUACCGUCCCCAGCUCUAACUUUUCCAACUCGUCACCUAUUACUUCGUUUAGCAACACCAUUUCCCAACAGGGAAAAGACAAGGGUCCUUCAAAUUUCAAUCAGAAUCUGAACACCACCAACAGCCUCCAGGAUAUGCCAACUAGUUUUUCUGAAACAAUUCCACAGCCAUACUACGAUCAGGAGUUCGACCAGAAUGCUCAGUUUCCAUCGUCUUUUCCCAACACAAACAAUUAUUCGUAUCCGAACACUCCUAACUCGAGUACAGGCUAUAACAACGUCACUGGCAGUGAUUCCAAUUUCAAUUUGUCUGAACACAACCGACCCCAGACCCCUUCUAGAACCACCUUCCUGAAUCUCGAUUCUCAGCAUUCGUUGACUCCAGUACCGAUCACUAGUCAAAACUCGAAUAGCUUUGCCAAUCUCUCUUCGGAAAUAUCUCUGACGCCUUUGAACUCAAAAGGGAAAGAUAGUCAGACCAACUUGGCUCAGCUCAACAGUGGGCAUACCCUAACUCAGUUGAACAAUGCUAGUACUACCUUGACUUCACUAAAUAACGAUAAUACUUCUUUGACGCCAUUGACCUCAAGUACUUCGUUAACUCCUUUGACCAACAUCAGUUCUGGCUUGUCGGCUAGCACAUCACUCACUCCGUUAAGUAGUACCAGUUUGACACCGCUAACUACUAGUAAGAGCUUGACCGGUAUGAGCAGUACCAGUACCACUUUGACACCGUUGAACAAUGUCAAUAGUACUUUGACGUCAUUGGGCAACGUUAGUACUUCUCUGAUUCCAUUGAGUAACUCUAGUACAUCUCUGACUCCUUUGAUAUCUUCGACUACAAGCGCUCUUGCUUCUUUGAAUAACAUGCAUCCUGGUUCAGAAGAUCUGAUGGAAAUUGGCACUACACCUUCUCAGAACAAUUCAGGGUACAAUCAGAACUCUUACAAUCAAAACGAGUACCAAGACUAUCAGCACAACUAUUGGAAUCAGCCUCAGCAGCAAGAAAAUAAUACUUAUAAUCAAGAACACAGUGAAUACUUUGGCCCGGUCAACAACCAGUUCAAUCCUGGCUUGACUGGUACCAAUGCGAAUCACUCGUGGAUAAAGAAAGAAGAUGCGAAGCCAGUUCUGACGAAUUUGGUGAGCCCCAAGAGUGAGACAAGCAAUGAGGCUAAGCCCAAAAUUAACAUAAUAAGUGACAUCAAGCUGCCUCCAGUGUUCAGUAGUCCUGAGAAAAAGAUAAAAAUUUUGAGUGACAUUAAAAUUGAGCCCAAGGUAGAAGAGGGUGGUGAAGCAUUCGAAACUAGGGCAGCUCCGGUCAAAACUGAAGUGAAGAAUGAGAUUAAGAGCGAGGUUAAAACUGAAGAUGAAAUGAAACCACCUCCAUCUCUACCCCAUGAUAAUAUUUUUGCCAAGAUGAGUUCCAUGGUUCUCAGAGAGUCAAAGGAAGACAGUGGUAUCCCAUAUGACUGGGCACUGGAACUUCUUAGAGACUACAAGCCUGGUUGCAUAGAAAAUUCCGCCAAAAUGGAAAUCCUGUUCUGUAUAAUAAAGGAGAGUAUAGCCUUAGGAGACAGGCUCUUAGUAUUUAGUCAAUCACUCAUAACCUUGGAUCUUAUCGAGCAGUUCCUUCAGAUGAGUAGGGUGCCAGGAGAGACAUUCAACUGGGCGAAGAAUACAAGCUAUUAUCGCUUGGAUGGCUCGACUAGUGCGUUGGAAAGAGAAAAACUCAUAAACGAGUUCAAUUCCAAUCCGAAGAUUCAUCUGUUUUUGGUGUCCACAAGAGCUGGUUCUCUGGGUAUCAACUUGGUGGGUGCCAAUCGUGUAGUAGUCCUCGACGCCUCUUGGAAUCCAUGUCAUGACACACAAGCUGUCUGUAGAGUGUAUAGGUAUGGUCAGAGGAAGCCAUGCUUUGUUUACAGAUUGGUCGUCGAUAAUUGUUUGGAAAAGAAGAUCUAUGAUAGGCAAAUAAAUAAACAAGGAAUGUCUGAUCGAGUUGUAGAUGAAUGCAAUCCGGACGCGCAUCUCACAAUGAAGGACGUCAGCACAUUGUGUUGGGACGACAAACGUGAUGAAUGUGAAGUGCAUGACUAUGCCGAUACGAAAGACAACUACAUCGAUGUAGUGCUCCAGAAGGUUUUGGAGAGACACGGAAAAGGUCUCAACAAGGAACCGUUUCAGCAUGAGUCUCUUCUCGUUGAUCGUAAGGAGAAGCAGCUGUCUCAACAGGAGAAACGGUUGGCUAAGAAAGGAUAUGAAAGAGAGAAGCAAGCAUCACGGCAACCACCGUAUAGUUUGAUGGGUUCGUCAAGGGGGCAUCGACCUGUUGCUUCGGUGAGGCCUAUGCAGCAAGGCGAAAGACCUUCGAGGUGGAUCCCUGCUGAACAUUGGCAGAGACAAGGCAUGACCGCACAGGAGAUGACCCUGCCUUUGGACGUUGUCAUUCCCACUAGUCAGCCCGAGAAAGGCAACAUCGUACUCAAAGCCGGUCAGAAAGUGUUGGUACUCAAAUCGCCAAAAGGUGUUUACAUGCAGCUUGAGAGUGGUAAGAUUGUUGCCAUUAAGACGGCUAUCAAAGUGAAGGGUAAAGCUGACGAAGGAAAUGAAGCUGCCAAGGCAUCUAAACCGCCUUUGUUGCCCCCUUCCAUCAAAGGAAACCCGUCGUUGUCAGUCACGCCCCAGAAGAGACCCACAAAACCGUUCACUCCAGGAUCAACGAAGUUCGGAGUGCAGAGCGUCAAGCAGUCCGUGCCCAAUUUGGUGUCGAGGAUUAAGAGCAUCCAGAAAAAAGAUACUCUGGACAGUAUUACAAGUGCAUAUCAUGCUACUAAUGACGACAAUUUGGAAAGUUUCGAAGACGACAUUUCCGAAACGUCGGACCCAAAACAACACGAACAGAGUGAAAUAAGUGAUCAAAGUGAUGAGGUCACAUACGUAUCUGAUCAAUCUCCAGGUGGGUCGCAGUACUCGGCACAAACUGCCGGAUCUCAGCCUUCCUCCGCCAACGACAUGCAGCCCAAAACCGAAACUCCUGAGUACGGUAACUACAACAAUUACUACAACUACAACGCACCGCCAUAUCACGGGCCUCCUCCCCCGCAAGGAUAUGGAUAUCCACCCCAACCUGCUCCCCCGUACGAUAUGAUGGGGUAUCCUCCUCAACCCCAACAACCGCAGUACAAUUAUGGUUAUCAGGGUUAUCCUCCACCGCCUCCCCAACCGCACUAUCCCCCUCCACCGCCCUCACAACCUGGCUACGAUUACAAUAAUCCACCUCCUGCUCAGCCUAUGUACGGAGGAUAUCACAAUCCUUACCCCCAGCAGUACCCUCCUCCUCCCGCGCAGACUAUUUACCCCCCGCCUGCGUCGACGGCGCCCGCUCCCCCCUACACCGACUAUCAACAGCAAUACCCCCCUAUGAACAAUGCGGCCCCUCCCACGACAUAUUACCCCAAUACAUAA
Leptinotarsa decemlineata (Colorado potato beetle) is the source of this 6929-nucleotide messenger RNA. RefSeq lists its product as uncharacterized. The record is from RefSeq and is a predicted model, not a curated record. Gene Ontology annotation, cellular component: nucleus. Gene Ontology annotation, molecular function: ATP hydrolysis activity; ATP binding. NCBI's taxonomy places the organism in Eukaryota, Metazoa, Arthropoda, Insecta, Coleoptera, Chrysomelidae.